This is a messenger RNA of Penicillium subrubescens, 987 nucleotides long. RefSeq names its product alpha/beta hydrolase. The transcript has a single exon. The record is from RefSeq and is a predicted model, not a curated record. NCBI's taxonomy places the organism in Eukaryota, Fungi, Ascomycota, Eurotiomycetes, Eurotiales, Aspergillaceae. Bases 1 to 987 code for a protein of 328 amino acids.
AUGCCUUUCCAUGGCCAAUACACCACCGAGAAGGUCCAGUAUCCUUCACAUGGUGAGACUAUUGGUGGAAUCCUCUACCGUCCUACCAAUGUCAAGAACCCACCAGGUGUUGUUGUCACCGGCCCGUACUCCUUCAUGAAAGAGCAAGCACCUCUUCAGUAUGCAACUCGCCUUGCAGACGAAGGCUAUGCAGCUUUGAUAUUCGACCCUCGCACCGUCGGAGAAAGCACAGGCCAACCCAGAAGAUUAGAAAACCCCAAAAUGAAAAAUGAGGAUAUAGUCGCAGGACUUACCUACCUCUCUGCACGUGGCGAUAUCGAUGUGUCUCGGCUCUUCCUAGUCGGAAUCUGCCAGGGCGGCCCCGAGUCCCUGGACGUGGCAUCUUAUGAUACCCGGGUUGCAGGUGUGGCCUCGGUCUCGGGAUACUACCGCGACCACGAAACCGACAUCUACAUGAUUUGUGCUGGGUGUGUUGCCUGGGAGCCUGGCAUGGAUAUCGGAGAGUUGAAGAUGCCCACUGCUCAACAGGGAGAAGCCCUAUAUCAUGCGCGUCUUGAGCGAGCCAAACAGGCUCGUGAACUAUACGAAAAGACCGGGGAAGUGGUGUAUCAACCGUUGGUUGAUCCGAAGGCUGCUGAUCCUAAUACCGGUUCAUUGGCUGGUCUUCCCGGACCAGUUGUUUGGUCCUGGUAUGGCUCUUGGACAUUGAAAGGAUUCGAAAACCGAUAUGCGGUGAUGAGUGAUCUGGACCACUUUGACUAUACCACAGUCCCGGGCGUGGCGAAGCUGCAAAAGCCCGCGCUGUUGAUCCACGGUGACAACUGCAUGAAUGCAGCUGCUGCUAAGCGUCACUACGAGUCCAUUCCUACGGAUCAGAAAAAGUUGAUCUGGGACAACGAGGUUUCCCACUUUCAGCACUACGACCAGCCGGACUGUGUUGAUCGCAAUGUGGGAAACAUUGCCGCAUGGUUUGCUGGUAUUAAAUAG